ACAACAAACGAGCUACAGACCCACGGGUCAAACAUGGGAAGGGUAGAAUCAUUUACGGUUGCAUUUACCGAUAAUACAAAAGUUUACUAUCCAGGGAGUGUUCUGAAUGGUACAGUAUUCGUCAAAAUAAGCAAGGAACUCAAACUUAGAGGAAUCAGAAUUGAAUUUCAUGGCGAAGCUCGAGUAAAAUGGACUGAGAAAAGUCACAGUCAGUCAUCUAGCGGUCAUAGUCAAACUACUACGCGAACCUUUAGUAACAAACAGAUAUUUAUUAACAGCUCAGCUACUCUCUUUGGCAAAGCUCCUGGAGAGAAAGCAGACAAUCCUGUCCUUCCUGCUGGAGACUAUUCAUAUCCCUUCUCCUUCCUCAUCCCUGAGCAAAACCUGCCGUCAUCUUAUGAAGGUAAAUAUGGACAUGUCAGAUACUGGCUUAAAGUCAUUAUUGACAGACCUUGGAGGUUUGAUGUUACUACCAAAGCUGCCUUUUCCAUGAUUGAGUUUGUAGACAUCAAUGUUGCUCGUCUAGUGAACCCAAUGCAACAAGAGAUUGAAAAAAAUCUCGGCAGUUUGUGCUGUGUGUCUGGUCCRCUGACAAUCAUUGCGAUGACAGACAGGGGGGGCUACUGUCCAGGAGAAUCAAUUGCCAUUUCUUUGUACAUUAACAACAAAACAGACGAAAAUCUUCCUGGGAUUGAAGUUUCUUUGGUUCAAUAUGUCACGUUUAUAGCAUCAUCAGGUUGGAGUCGUGAUAAACAGAGAUCUGUAAAUCAUGAAAUUAAGCGCCUAACAGAUGUUGGCGUACGCCGUGGUGAUGAACACCAUUACCCUUCCAUGCUUAUUCCCGUCCCAUCAGUUCCACCCAGUAUGAGCAGUUGUAGCUGUAUAAGAAUUCAUUAUGAACUUAAGAACCUCCUCCCUCUUAUGCCGAGUGUGUGUACGGCGGUGCUUCCAUUCGCGACGAUGAUGAUCACCAAGAUGGCGCCAUGGGUGACAUGAACUUCGUGCCUAGCUAUCCCUUCGUCAACAACUACCAACCCCCAACCCCUCAACAAGCAACGGCUCCUCCUAUGAAUGUGGUCAWAUAUUCAAAUGUUUGAUAUUUUAAUUCAAGCAAGACUUGAAUGACUGAUGAGACUUACAAAGUUGUCCGCCCCACCCUUCCCCCCCAAAAAUAAUUUUAGUUGAAUUGCGCCUAAAAAAGAGUAAGUUACAGUAAUACGACGACGAAAUUGGCCAUUUUUGUAGCGCAAAAAAAACAAAACAAAAACAAAACAAAACAAAACAAAACACGAGGCGUUAACGAUUGCGCGACAAGUAUAUACAUUUUUGGCUAAAAAAAUAGUUUUACUACAAUAUAGGUGACACACUGAAUAUAAACGUAACACUUUGUUAUGUAGUGUUAAAAAACGAGCAGGAGUAUUUUAUCAGGUAUAAAAACACGAUGUGUUGCCGAUAAGGUCUCGCGGCAUAAUUUUAAAAUAUUUAACAGGAUUACUACAUGGCGUUUACAUGGGAGAACAAAAUCUCAGCACAAUUUUGCYGUUUAUUCAAUUUGAUAACAAUUUUCCAGCAAAUAAAUACACGCCACAAAUGAAUUUAAAACAAGUAAGGUAAUCUAAUAUUUAAGUAGACUGAUGAUAAGAUAUUCUGUAGAAAUCUAGUGUAAAUGUCGAAUUUGUUUUACCGAAAACUACCAAAAGUUAUCUUGGGUUUAUGUGGGAACCAUGUAGGGGACUCUAUGUCCUUUUGUUCCCUCACCGGCACAUUUUUUUUCUGUACGAAUCUUUAAAUCAAUCAGUCAAUAAAUAAAUUAAAAAUUUUUUUAGGA
Actinia tenebrosa (Australian red waratah sea anemone) is the source of this 1828-nucleotide messenger RNA. Its product is annotated as arrestin domain-containing protein 3. The record is from RefSeq and is a predicted model, not a curated record. Lineage: Eukaryota; Metazoa; Cnidaria; Anthozoa; Actiniaria; Actiniidae. Gene Ontology annotation, biological process: protein transport. Gene Ontology annotation, cellular component: cytoplasm.